UUUAAUUGAAGAAGAAAACAGCACAGAAAAAAAUAAAAUAAAAAAUAAAAAAUCCUUUCUGUUCUCUUCUCAACUUCCAUCGUCAAUGGCGGUUUCGGGGUUGAGAAGCGGUGGUUUACCUCUCAUCCACCACCACCACCACAACCUUCGCUUCCCUCCUUCCUUCGCGAAACUCAAUUUUCUUCGCUCCAGCUCGAAGAAGAAGGGUUUCACUCUCUUCGCACGCUAUGCGCAAGCGCGAGACCUUUUCUCCUCGCGUCGAUUCCAAGAUGGCAUGGAGGAGCUGCCGAAGCUGGUGGAGGACAUUGUGCAGACAUCCUUAAACACUGGUCCCAGGGGUGUUCUUAGGUUGGCGCAAGGUGUUCAGGCCUUCAUUGGCGUUGGUCAAGAGUGGUUAACUGAUGUUUCUAAGUCAACAAAUUCAUCUGCUGGGUUACCAACUGAAAUGCAGCUUGGCUUACUCUCCCCCUUUUAUUUGAGGAGGUUGUUUGAGCGCAUGGGUGCAACCUAUAUCAAAUUGGGUCAGUUCAUAGCUUCAGCACCAACACUGUUUCCACCUGAGUAUGUACAAGAGUUCCAAAAUUGUUUCGAUAGAGCCCCUCCUGUUCCUUUUGAGGAAAUUGAAUCUAUAUUGCGUAAGGAACUAGGAAAACCAUUAGAAAGUGUUUAUGAAUACAUUGACCCAACACCCAUUGCUUCUGCUUCUAUAGCUCAGGUUCAUGGUGCAAGGCUAAAAGGCUCCCGGGAGGAUGUGGUUAUAAAGGUCUUAAAACCAGGAAUAGAGGACAUAUUAGUGGCAGAUCUUAAUUUUGUUUAUGUCGUUGCUCGGAUAUUGGAGUUUUUGAGUCCUGAAAUAGGCCGAGCAUCACUAGUUGGUAUUGUCCAAGAUAUACGCGAGUCCAUGCUUGAAGAAGUUGACUUUUACAAGGAGGCUGCAAAUAUUGAGGCUUUCAGGAGAUAUUUAGAAGCAAUGGGACUCACAGGGGAUGCAACAGCUCCAAAAGUGUAUCAAUACUGCAGUACACGCAAAGUUUUAACUAUGCAAAGACUAUAUGGAGUUCCUCUUACUGACCUAGACUCCAUAAGUUCAUUAGUUUCUAAUCCAGAAACCAGCCUUAUAACUGCUCUCAAUGUGUGGUUUGGAAGUUUGCUUGCAUGUGAAUCUUUUCAUGCAGAUGUACAUGCAGGAAAUCUAUGGCUUCUACGUGAUGGCCGUAUUGGUUUUCUUGACUUCGGAAUUGUUGGUCGCAUAUCCCCCAAAACAUGGGCUGCUAUGGAAGUUUUCUUAGGAUCAAUUGCCAUUGAAGAUUAUGACUCAAUGGCAUCUGCCUUAAUUGAGAUGGGUGCUACAAACAAGGAUGUUGAUGCUAAGGCCUUUGCCAGAGAUUUGGAAAAAGUAUUUGCAUCAAUUAAGGAGUUGGACACCGAAAUAGUUGUAGCAACCACUAGUGGAACAGACACAAAUGCAACUGCCGUUGCUGCUAAUAUAGUUGUUGAUGAAAGGCAGAUGAAUGCACUCUUUCUUGAUGUGGUUCGGGUUAGUGAAUCUUAUGGACUAAAAUUUCCUCGAGAAUUUGCCCUUCUCCUGAAACAGCUCUUGUACUUUGACCGGUACACACGAUUGUUGGCUCCCAAUUUGAACAUGCUUCGGGAUCAGAGGAUUUCUAUUGCCUCCAAUAGAAGAAGCAGGUAUAGAGACAAUUUUUAAUGAGUUGAUACACAACACAAAAUCUAGAUGUAUCCCAUUAUAGUUCAAAAGAUUUUAGUUGUAUUAUUACUUUGGUAUAUAAAUAAAAUAAUCCAUAGUUAUCAUGUGAGAGCCUAGCUCAUUUAGUUGGGAUAUUCAUUUACAAGUUCUUGGGAUGGAAUUCAACAUCCUUAAUAGAAAUUAUAGAAUACAAUCCUUAUUGCUCUCCCUCCUCUUCUCCCUGAAAAAAGAAUCAGUACUUCAAGAAUGUGUAUUCCUUCCAUUGAAUUCUAUAACCAUCACACUUGCUA
This is a messenger RNA of Cajanus cajan (pigeon pea), 1998 nucleotides long. RefSeq names its product Protein kinase superfamily protein. Lineage: Eukaryota; Viridiplantae; Streptophyta; Magnoliopsida; Fabales; Fabaceae. Gene Ontology annotation, cellular component: plasma membrane; plastoglobule. The record is from RefSeq and is a predicted model, not a curated record.